Molecule: messenger RNA, 619 nt
Organism: Hippocampus zosterae (dwarf seahorse)
Lineage: Eukaryota; Metazoa; Chordata; Actinopteri; Syngnathiformes; Syngnathidae
Gene: pfdn5
Product: prefoldin 5
Exons: 6
Coding region: 44-499 (151 amino acids)
Biological process (GO): protein folding; regulation of DNA-templated transcription
Cellular component (GO): prefoldin complex; cytoplasm
Source: RefSeq, a predicted model, not a curated record
CCUUCCUUCAACCGGAAGCGGUUACCAGCGUCACACUCCCAAAAUGGCGAUCAAUCUCGCGGACCUGUCGCUCCCUCAGCUUGAGGGACUAAAGAGCCAAUUGGACCAGGAGAUUGAGUUCCUGACGUCCUCAAUAAGCCAGCUCAAAGUUGUCCAGGCGAAAUAUGUCGAAGCAAAAGAUAAUUUGAAUUCCUUAAACAAAAACAAUCAAGGUAAAGAAUUACUCGUCCCACUUACAAGUUCUAUGUAUGUGCCUGGAACAUUAAAUGAUGUGGAGCACGUUUUAGUGGAUGUGGGGACAGGAUAUUAUGUUGAAAAGAACGUAGCAGAUUCAAAGGCAUUCUUCAAACGUAAGCUAGAUUUCCUGACAAAGCAGAUAGAGAAAAUUCAGCCCGCCCUUCAGGAAAAACAUGCCAUGAAACAAGCUGUGGUUGAAGUCAUGAACAUGAAGAUCCAACAACGACAACAAAGUAAACAGGCUACCAGCACCAAGGCUUAAUCAUGACGACACUUAAAUUAAUGCUUUACUGUGUGUGUGAAAAAGAACUGUAAAAUGUCCUGCACUAACCUUUAUGAAGACUUGUUCCAUGAUUUGGUAAUAAAGAGGCAGUGAACAUUA